AUGAGGAGAGCCACUGUCGUAGUGACGCGCAGCCGCACCUUGGGGACGUCUGCCACCAGCUUCAGUGCGGGCUGGGGCCGGCUGCCCAGAGCCACCAGCAGCACCGCCGCGCCCCUCGUGCCCCUCCGCCUCCAGCCCUCCUCCGCCGCACAGCACGUGCGCCGGUGGAGCGGUGGUGUCCUGAGCUCCGCCGCCGAGGGCUCGACGACCGGACGCGCGCGUUCGUGGGUCGUCGCGUGCGGCGUCAACAUCGCGCGCGGGGUGGUGGGCGUGACCGCCUUCGCCUCCACUCCCAGAUCGCCCUCGUCGCUCGUCGUCCGCGACGGCUUCGUGUGCACGCCCGAUGGCAAGCACGCCUAUCUCGACCAGACCAAGCCGGUCGUCGUGCGCCGACCGACGCUGUGGCAGCGGGCUCGCUAUGUGGUGGCCAAGGUGAUGGCCGCCGUGCUCUCCGCCAUCGGCGCUCUGUACCCCGCGUCGUGGCUCUUCUUUGUUCAGUACAAGGAGGUCGACAUCUUUACCGACUCCUGGGACUGGCUCAACGCGACCCCGGCCCUCAUCGCCGGCCCGCUGGUGCUAUUCGUCGCCGCAGCCUACAUGUGGUACCGCGGUUGCGGCACCUACUUCACCGUCCCCGAGCUGGCCACCUUUAGGUUUAUCCCAGCGCCUGCCGGCCCGCUCGAUCAACACGUAGACGGACAGGCCAUGAUGGACGCGUUGCUGGGACAGGCAUUGAUGGAUGCCUUCUUCAGCGCAGCGUCGCCCGAAGAGCGGCGAAUGCGGCAGCCGCGCGAGCAGACAUGCUUCCUCGGAUCGUCGUGUCCGGCGCUGAAGGUCGGCUGGAUGAGCGGUGCCAGCUCCAGGUCCGUCGCGAGAACACUUGCCACCUGCACGAUGUUCCACUUCGCCUGUGACACAAAGAACGGCUCCCCGACUCGCGACCGCAUCAGCCCCCUCCGCACGGAUGGCGACGCGUACGCGAUGAUGGGCGUGUCCAGGUCGUCCAGCGUCUCGGCCUCUGCCAUUCGCAUGACCACGAACGGCCGCCUGAUGAUGACCACCAGCCAUGCCGUUCCAAUGUCAGUCCCAACCACCACUUUCGUGCCCGCCGUGGCGGACUGGAAGGGGUGA
Messenger RNA from Acanthamoeba castellanii str. Neff, 1131 nucleotides. RefSeq lists its product as uncharacterized. The transcript has 10 exons. Lineage: Eukaryota; Discosea; Longamoebia; Acanthamoebidae. The coding region runs from base 1 to 1131 and encodes 376 amino acids. The record is from RefSeq and is a predicted model, not a curated record.